AUGCAAGGGCUCAGUGAACACCAACAACUCAUCAGGGAGGUCUUCCUCAUCAUGGUGUACCAUCACAAUGAGGCAACCGAAGAAAUUCUCAAUGGCAUCAUGAAACUUCCAUCAAUCCCCAGCUUUGGUGUGAUUCUCUUUCUGGGCAAACCCAGCUUACAAUUUAUCUGGGAGACGUUUUGUGCAGACAAAGCAGAAGUCGCCAAAAUUCUGCAGGAGUUACUUUCACAUCAGUAUUUGAGCUUGCGUACCACACCAACAACCCACGACAAUUACGACCUAGCCAAGCUUUUUGACAUGCGCGAUAAAGACUUCAAACAAGCUGUCAGAACCACCAAAGAUGGAUUCCUUUGGCUUCUUGAUCAAAUCUGUCAACAUCCUAUAUUUUACAGCAAUAGCCCUUGGCCUCAGCUUCCCAUUCCCCAUCAAUUGGCCCUUACACUCAAACGACUUGGAUCUAACGGGAACAGUGCUUUGGUUAAAAUCAACAAGCUGAGAUAUCAGAAGUGA
Puccinia graminis f. sp. tritici CRL 75-36-700-3 is the source of this 510-nucleotide messenger RNA. RefSeq lists its product as uncharacterized. The record is from RefSeq and is a predicted model, not a curated record. Bases 1 to 510 code for a protein of 169 amino acids. The transcript has 2 exons. Lineage: Eukaryota; Fungi; Basidiomycota; Pucciniomycetes; Pucciniales; Pucciniaceae.